UUUCACUCGGAAACCCUCUGUACUGAUUAGACUCUCGAACUUCAAACAUGACAAGCUCGGGAAACUCUGUGGUGGUUUGGGAGUGGAUGAACGAAUACGGUCGAUGGCGCCCUUACGAUCCACACACAGCCAAUUUUAUAGAAUCUAGCCACAGGAAAAGUCCGUCAGUGCAAGUCAGUUUGGGAAAAGUCGCCCCAAACAUGGGAAUGUACUCCGUGGAUUUCCUUACUAUGUGCCAAAUUCGAUUUGGGACAGGGACAGCUAGACCAGUUCGCCGCCAACUGUACCCAGAUUCCAGUCCCCCAGGUAAGGGCAUUAUAUGGCAAUGGGAGGGAGACAUUCAGGGCCAGUGGAAUUCAUUUGAUAUGGAAGUAUCAUGUCUUCUUGAGGACCACUUUUCCAAUCCUGCCACUCAAAACACAGAACUGAAUCUCUCCCAGACAACUGUGAAACUCCCAUAUAUCAUGAACUUGAGUAACAUGACUCAGAAACGUAUUGAGACAGGACGGCUACGAACGAUCAGGCGUGAACUCCUGUCCAUGCCUUAUUUGAAUUCUAUUCCCUCAGAUGGAACUUCAUCAAGCUCAGGGGCAACAAAUGGACAGGGUAUAGAUACCAGUGCUGUGAAUGGGCCCAGUGGGGCUAAACGACAGAGAUUAUCAGGAAAUGGACAGUUGUCUUCUAAUCCUUCAAUAUGUGGUGGAACAACAGGACCAAUAACCAGGAAACGGCUGUACACACACAUGAUGGCUCAAAAUUCCCCUUUACCUACCUCUGUUCACAUGAACUCUUCAUCUCAGAUUCCCACCAAUCAGAUCUCUCAUCCAAUGCCUCAGUCACUGCAAGUAACCAAUCAGAAUGGCCAGAUCAUGCCUGUUCAGAAUCCCCACUCCUUGACUAAUCAAACACAACUUCCCUCUGGUAUAUCAUCCUCUGGCUUUGUUCCACAUUCUAGCAUGUUCCAGAGAGCUAUGAACUUUAUUCAUGGAAAUAUCCCACAUGGAAUGGGACUGGCAGGGGGUAGCUCCAACAAUGUUACCUAUCACAGUUUACCCAGUCAACCAGUAGGUGGAUCUAAGAUCCGACCUAGGAUGGCAAGUACAGCUGCCAAUCUGCUGAUGUCUGCUGCGAAUUCUCUAGUCCCCCAGUCUAACACUUCACCUGGUCUCCAGCCCUCAACAUCCACUGGUGCAGCAAGGGGAACCACUGGUUUCUAUCUACCACCAGAAGACAAAAUUCCUAAUAAUGUGUCUAGGCAGACAGCCCAUUCCUCUGGUAAAUGGGCUGGAUGUGAAGUGUUUGAGAAGUAUGUGUCUAUUUUGGACAGUCCUCCAAAUGAUGAGGACUGUUGUAUUUGCUGUGAAAAACUUACUCAUCCCUCUGGUUACGGUGAAGGGAAGACUGACGAGAAGGUUGUGUUUAAACUCUGUAAAUGUGGCCACAUGUUUCACAAGCUUUGUAUUCUGGCCAUGUAUGAGAGCUCUACAAAGAAUGGUGCUGUCCAAUGUCCUACGUGUAAAACCAUCUAUGGAGAAAAGCACGGGAACUGCCCCGACGGUGUGAUGGAGUAUUUAACGCUACCGCAGUCAUUACCAGGCAACGAGGAUCAUCAGACAAAGAUUGUCAUCUAUCACAUCUCCCCGGGGAUUCAGGGUCCAGAGCACCCUCACCCUGGGAAGCGCUACACGUGUCGGGGAUUCCCUCGAGUGUGUUACAUUCCGGACAGCGACAAAGGCAGAAAGGUGCUAAAACUGUUGAUUAUUGCAUGGAGGCGACGCUUGACAUUUACAAUUGGUCAAUCCAGUACCACAGGAGAAUCCGACACAGUCACAUGGAAUGAAAUUCACCAUAAAACCGAGUCCGGGCGGAAUCACUCUGGUCAUGGUUACCCCGACAACAAGUACCUAGAUAAUGUGUUGAUGGAACUCAACGUACAUGGAGUCACAGAGGCAGAUCUAUUGUCAUAGCUACAGACAUGAUGACCAUCACCAUGGUUACAGAUAAUUAGACUGAUAAUGUUGUUCAAUACCACAGCAGCAAAUGUUACAGAAAGAAAUCUGUGUGAUCAUUCUGCAAUCAUAGAUAUCAGAGAGAAAUCAGCAUUCAUUGCCAUAAUUAUAGAUAUCACACAAAAAAAUCUGUAAUCAUUGCCAUAAUUAUAGAUAUCACAGAGAAAUCUGUAGUCAUUGCCAUAAUUAUAGAUAUCACAGAGAAAUCUGUAAUCAUUGCCAAAAUUAUAGAUAUCACAGAGAAAUCUGUAGUCAUUGCCAUAAUUAUAGAUAUCACAGAGAAAUCUGUAAUCAUUGCCAUAAUUAUAGACAUCACAGAGAAAUCUGUAAUCAUUGCCAUAAUUAUAGAUAUCACAGAGAAAUCUGUAAUCAUUGCCAUAAUUAUAGAUAUCACAGAGAAAUCUGUAGUCAUUGCCAUAAUUAUAGAUAUCACAGAGAAAUCUGUAAUCAUUGCCAUAAUCAUGGAUAUCACACAGUAAUCUGUAUAUCAUAGAUAUCAGACAGAAAUCUGAAGUCAUUGUUGUAGUCAUAGAUAUCGCAGUGAUGAAUCACUUUGUGAUCACUACCAUGGUAACAGGUUUUAGAUUACAGAUGAGGGAAGGUGAAUCGUUUUAGUGAUCAUCAUGAUAAUAUUGAUGUGAUAUUGACCUGUGAUGCUACAGAUCUGUUGUCAUAGUGAUGUUAGUAUAAUGUUCACCGUUUUGUUCUAUGUGCUACACUGUAAUAGAUCUGUUUUCAUUUUGACAAGUUCAUGUAUAUUAAUGCUUUAUUCCAUUUUAAAUUGUGCAUGACAACCAAUCCAGGUGAUCGUAUGAAUUACCAAAGUUACAUUGAGAUUCUGUUGUCAUGGUGACAAGUGGUCUUUGAUAUCAUGUGACUAAUAGUGCUUGUUGUGGCAACAGUGGGCAGAAGUUCUGUGAAAACUCAGAGAAGUGAAUGAAAAUUUUGUCUUAAAUUAGAAUUUUGAGUAAUGGAUUGUGUGCAAUAGAGUGAUAAAGAAAUGUCCUAUAUAUACUCUGUUAAAUGUAGAAAUGAUGUUAUAAAGUUACUACAGUAAAAUGAUUUUUAUUUUAAAAUUUAUAUAAAAAUAAAUGUGUCCUUGAAAAAUUAGUAGUUUGUGUUUCCUCUCAGUGUUCAGAAAUUAAGUUUUUAUCUCACCUCGACCAAUAGUUUGUACAAAGGGAGGGUCAUGCUCUUUAUAAUGAGCAAUAAGUGAAAAUGUAUUUAAAGAUCCUCUAUGAAACACCAGAAUUACCAAAAAAAGCAUUCCUGCAUGUUUGUUUUAUGUUUCCUUUGACAAGUGAUAAUUUUUCAGCAACUAAAGUUUGUGUAAAUUUUUUUUAAAAAUUUCAUUUUUAUAAUGUUUUUAUGUAUAGUCUAUAAUAUAUAUAUAUAUAUAUAUAUAUAUAUAUAUAUAUAAAAUCGUGCAUUUCUUGUUACAGGCCACACAAGAGCACGGUCUGUUCUGAUAUAUGGGUUUUCAGACUGCAUUUCUGCUGGAUGAAUGUAAAUGUAUUUUUUAUAAAAAAAAUUCCAAAAUUACCCAGUAAUGUAUUGUGUAUUAAGUAUUUAUUUAAUUGGGGAUUGAAGUUAUUUUUAAUAUUGGUGAUCGAGUUUUAUAUCACUAGAUAUAAAUCAAGCAUAUUUAAAAUUAACUUUAAAAUGAAAUGAACAUUAUAGUUGUCAGUUUAUA
Molecule: messenger RNA, 3702 nt
Organism: Ostrea edulis (European flat oyster)
Lineage: Eukaryota; Metazoa; Mollusca; Bivalvia; Ostreida; Ostreidae
Product: E3 ubiquitin-protein ligase DTX4-like
Exons: 8
Coding region: 48-1967 (639 amino acids)
Biological process (GO): protein ubiquitination; Notch signaling pathway
Cellular component (GO): nucleoplasm
Molecular function (GO): ubiquitin protein ligase activity; zinc ion binding
Source: RefSeq, a predicted model, not a curated record